GCUUCACUACAUUGCUGAAUUCUCACUUUAUCUGAGCGUCCAGGCGCAAAGUUUUGGGUUACUGUGCGUCUGCCCGCUGCGCCUUUUCUGCGUCACUUCUCCCGUGUGCCCAGAUUGAAAAAAAAACACCGCAUCCGUUAUUUUCAGUAAUAAUUUAGCUGUCAAUCAUUGCCAGUCGGACUCCCGGAGUCGAUCACUGCCGGUGCGUAUCGCGGUUUUUUUGCACAGUGUAUCCAAGCAACGAGCCCCGCACACAGAAGAGGAAGAAGAAGUGAAAGGUGCACUUCGGGUGUGUUGAUGUUUUGUUGCAAGGACGUCACAAGGAAAUAAUGAAUUAUUCUGUCCCGAUGAACGAACUCAGAACUGGACCUUUGUAUUUCUUUGACCAGCCAACCAAACAAAAUCGGAUUAAAGGGGCACGGAGCAACAUUUUGCAUGUUAAUUCGACGAAUGACGGCGUGCACGCGACGCAAAGCAGUGGAGAGAACGAGCACACGGGGGGUGCCUGUCUCGAUGAGCCCCCACGGAGGCUGUCAGGUGAAACAUGCGGAGACGUUAAACCCGAUACCUCACCCCCCGGCGGCGCUGCACCCGACACAAUGGGCCGCGAUCCAAUGGGCGCAUACAAGCGUGCGGCCCCUCGGUUGUUGGAGGAAGUGGCUCUUCUACUCUCCCAACACAAGUGGACCGAGGAGGGGCAUCUUCCCCACGGGAUUGUCAAUAUUCUGAAUUACUCCUGGGGAGAUCUGACCAGUGGGUCGAUGCGAUGGGGGAGCGCGGAACUUGCUGACACGUGUUCCGGGGAGUUGGAUGAAAGUUCAUCCCGUCGGGUGUCUGCCGGAGACCAGGCGGAGGCGGGAGAAAGUAACUCGUGUGUUGUGGAAAAAGCUGGUCCCGCUGUGAGAAAACCACCAAGCUGCUCAGACACACGCAAGAAAAAGGGAAAACCCACUUUUGGAGCUCAGAGCUCCACCGUCACUUUCCCGCUUUCAUCCAAUAGCUGCAGCCAUCCAGGUUGGAUCAUACAGCCACAGCACCCGUCCUGCGACGAGCAUCAGCCGGUCAGAUUGUGUCAGUGGGUGCUGGAGCGACUACAGGCGGCAAGAAGUCCCGAGUGUGUGGCUGUAUUCCUCCUUCGACAAAUGUUUGCCAAAAGACGGGUUAUAUUUCUAAUCAGACUUUUCUAUGGAUGACUGGAUAUGUUUGAAUGCAAAAUCAAGCUGUCCUCUGAUCAUGGCAUUUGGUACACACCUUUGUGUUUCCCCUCAAGUUGAAUUGUGAUCAUCUUUAGCCAAAAAUCA
Molecule: messenger RNA, 1301 nt
Organism: Pungitius pungitius (ninespine stickleback)
Lineage: Eukaryota; Metazoa; Chordata; Actinopteri; Perciformes; Gasterosteidae
Exons: 5
Coding region: 330-1193 (287 amino acids)
Source: RefSeq, a predicted model, not a curated record